AUUUAAUUAAAAUUCUAAUGGGAGCUAAUCAAAGUAAUCAACAAGCAUAACACGAAAAGAAGCGUCCAAGAAAGAGAGAUCUCUUGAUGGGCUUGUGUAUGAGUUAACUACAACCCAAGGAUGCAUAAGCGAGAAGCAGAUUGUAGAAGAGUCUUUCUGAGAAUAUGAAAUGUCAAACACAGGACAUAUUAACUAAGAUGAGUGAUGAGGAAAUGCCUAAACAUUCAAUUAAAAUAUUACAAUACUUUUUAAAUUUCCUUUCAAUCAAGGAGUGCAUACAACUCAAACUGGUUAAUAGAAAACUGAAAUUCAUGAUCGAAAUGAGUAGUAACAUUUACUCAAACUUUCUCAGCCAGUAUUAUUUGAGAAAGUUGUAGUUACACUGUUUUGUAGAAUAUGGAUUACAUCGGGGAUUUGCGUCUGUAUUCUCUGAACAAUUAUUGAAUAUUGAGACAAACUAAGAUGAAUCCUGGAUACGGAUAUAUGCAAAUUUCCAUAAAAGCAUAUCCUAAUUGAGGAGAAUUGAAGAAGAAAUAUCGUCUCAUUUCAGCAUAGAUUAUUCCAUAACAGAAAAAAUACUAGAAAUCUGCAGAAAUCCCACAUUCCCUAUUCCAAUUUUGACUGAUGACGUACUUAAACAAUCAACCACAAGUUGGUUUCAGUUAGAGCUUGCCCAAAAAACAACUGACUACAGUGCUGUAGAAAGAGUCCCUCUCUUAGAUUAAUUGACAGAUAAAUUAUAUGCAGAAUGUGAGGCCACUUUCAAUAAAGACAAUAUAAUACACACUCAAUUAUUAUUUGAAUUAAGAUGGAUUAUCAUAGACAACUUCAUAAAGGAUCCAAGUUCUUUAGAAUAACAUAAUGUUCCAAUAUUGCUUAAGUUACUGGCUCAACUACUUCAUUUCAUUUAUCAAAGAUGCAUUUUUAGUAGAAAUGUCUUGACCAUCAUUAAGCAAAACAAGAAGCCAGCCUUAUUUUUAAAUAUGUAUUCAGUGUUGUGGGAAUCAUUCAUCGGAAUUGUUUGGGCACUAAAUAGAUCCCUUAAGAAGAUGUAUAAUAAAUUGGAUUAGUUAUUUAAUAAAUACUACACAACUUAAUUUCCUUAAAUCACAUUCACUAGUGCACUGGUCAGAUUAUGGACAUAGAUUGUUAUCAAAGGAACCAAGAAUGUUGAAAAUGAUCCUAUAGAAAAUGAAUUGUUCUUAUCGUUUGAUACAAUUUUGAGAAAUAAAAGAAAUUUAUUAUUUGAGUAUUUCACCAAAGAUUAAAUCCAAAACCAGAAACAAUCAAUAAGUCAUAUUGUUGAUGAUGAUUAUUUUAAAUACUGUUCAAGUGCAGUUGAUAGUUUGUUAAACAAAUUUACCUCAAAUAUCCUUGACUUGUCCUUGCAUGAACAAAGUAUUCAUUGGAUUGGACAUUCUUAAGUUAAAGUUGGAUAACUCUAUGGAUCCAUCUUAGAAAUUGUAGUCAAAUAGACAAAUGAACUUUACAAUCAAGCAUCCAUAUAAUUCUCUACAAACUUUACCGUCUUUAAAGAUUACAUAUAAGCUGAAACCAGAUACAUGUAAGAAAUCCUGAAUUAAUGGACUGUAUAAGUGUGCAUCUUACCAAUCGGAAUAAAUUACUUGUAUGACAAAAUUAAAAUCAAUCUCAGACAAUAUGUUCUAUCUUGCUAAUUAAACUCCUGCAUUGUAGAGUAAAGUAAUUUUGAGGAGAAUAUUUUGGAAUCUUAAAUUAUACCCCCAAAUCUUCAAUUUAUCAAAUUUAAUGAACCAGAUGAAUUAUCUUCAAGAAUUGAGAGAGAAGAUUCUAUUUUAGAAAGUUUCAUUUGCUAAAUAUUGAAAGAAGAAAUGCCACAAACUGUAGGAGUGUCUCAAUUGGUUUAAUAACAUCAACAAUAAUCAAUUUACUAGCAAUAGUUCAAUAUGCCUAAAAUCUCCUCAACUAAGCAGCAAAGCAUUAUUGAAGGAGAUUACAGUAAACUCAGAAUGCUUUCAACUUUCUCUGCAAGUACUAGAGUUAGUUAAGUUACAUAACUUACUAGUGUUCUUAGUUAAUAGAUACUUUCAUCCAUAAGAUCAAACCUCAAUAUGUUCUAAGUUAAGGAUAUUAGAUAUAAAUUGGAGAACAAUUAAUGGGCCACUUAUUUGAAGGACAUCCAUGUUUUGGAAGUAGAAAACAAAAUCAAAAUUGAUAAGAGAAACAACCAAAUCUAAAUGAGAAAUUUCAUGAGACAAAUACCUUAAGAUUUAGAAGAAUCAUUCAACAAUAUCAUCGACUUUACAAAGAUUUGGAAUUUGUUAGAUACUCAAAACAUCUAUUUAUCAACAGACGAUUUGGCCAAUAUUGAAAUAAAUAAACAGUUUCCUUAAAGAGUUUUCAGCGAAAUCCAAUUCGGAGAUGGGCUGUUUGCAUCAUAUUUCUAAUAAGUAUGAUUUACUGUAUUAGAAGUGAUUGUUUAUUUAAGUAAUUCAUUAUUAAUUAUUCUUUAUUCUCUA
Paramecium tetraurelia is the source of this 2498-nucleotide messenger RNA. RefSeq lists its product as uncharacterized. The transcript is spliced from 4 exons. The record is from RefSeq and is a predicted model, not a curated record. NCBI's taxonomy places the organism in Eukaryota, Ciliophora, Oligohymenophorea, Peniculida, Parameciidae.